Messenger RNA from Dothidotthia symphoricarpi CBS 119687, 375 nucleotides. RefSeq lists its product as uncharacterized. Bases 1 to 375 code for a protein of 124 amino acids. NCBI's taxonomy places the organism in Eukaryota, Fungi, Ascomycota, Dothideomycetes, Pleosporales, Dothidotthiaceae. The record is from RefSeq and is a predicted model, not a curated record. The transcript has 3 exons.
AUGAAGUUCACCACUGCCAUCGCCUUCUUCGCUGCCGUCCUUCCAGCAGUAUGCCUCCCAACGGCCCGGCAGUUCAACCUACCCACCUGCGGCGCUGAAACCUGCCUCACAGACGGAGUAUUCGAUGCAUGCGCACCCGGUGACUUGGCCUGUCUCUGCACACUGGAGCAGAGUGAAGUCACGCGCUACGUCGAGACUGUUCAGUCCUGCUUGGACGGUGAGGCUGGCCAGGCGGCGUGCACUGCAGGAGCCAUCUACCAAUACAAGGAUCUCUUGAAGACCGUCUGCGCGACUGAACAGUUCGGGAACAAGACCGUUGUAUUUACUGCGCCGAUUCCGUCCAACGCCACCACCACCAACACCACGAUUUACUAG